Molecule: messenger RNA, 1104 nt
Organism: Boleophthalmus pectinirostris (great blue-spotted mudskipper)
Lineage: Eukaryota; Metazoa; Chordata; Actinopteri; Gobiiformes; Gobiidae
Exons: 2
Coding region: 1-1104 (367 amino acids)
Source: RefSeq, a predicted model, not a curated record
AUGAUCCAGCGGCGUUCGGAGUUUGGCGAGUUUCAUCACUUGCUCCAGGAGCUCCGUCUGGAUGAAAACCGCUUUCAGCGGUACUUCCGUGUAUCCGUGGCCCAAUUUGAUGACCUGCUGUCCCGCAUCGGUGCGCGGAUAACCUACCAGGACACCAACUACAGGCGCUCAAUUCCAGCUGAGGAGCGCCUGUCCAUCUGUCUCAGGUUUCUUGCCACUGGGGACUCAUACAGGAUAAUUGGGGCCAGCUUCAGGGUUGGUGUCUCAACAGUCUCCGCCAUCAUCCCAGAUGUGGCAACAGCCAUCUGGGAGACCCUUGUGGAGGACUUUAUGGCUGUGCCCACAGCAGAAGACUGGAGGUCCAUUGCUGCGGAGUUUGAGCAGCAGUGGAACUUCCCACUGUGCUUGGGGGCUGUGGACGGAAAACAUGUCCGGUUAAAGGCACCGCCCAACUCAGGAUCCCUUUUCUUCAAUUACAAGGGGGACCAUUCACUGGUUCUCCUUGCCAUUGUUGAUGCCCGGUACCGGUUCCGGAUCAUAGAUGUUGGUGGAUACGGCCGGACGAGCGAUGGGGGGAUCUUGGCCAACUCUCCCUUUGGUCAGGCAUUGCGUGAGGGCAGACUUCCUCUACCCCCUGACCAACACCUGCCCGGAGCUGACCACAGAGGACCCCAGCCCCAUGUCUUUGUUGCAGAUGAGGCCUUUCCGCUGCAGAAACACAUGAUGCGACCCUAUCCCGGACGUGCACAUGGUGGCCUUACCCGAGAGGAGCACAUCUUCAAUUACCGCCUCUCCCGGGCACGGUUGGUGGUUGAAGAUGCAUUUGGGAUCUGGAGCUCACAGUGGAGACUGUUUCGCCGGGCAGUGGAAGUCAGCCCACAGGUCGCAGAGAAAUGUGUAAAGGCAACUUGUCUCCUCCACAAUUUCAUGAGGGCAACAGCAUCCUCACCUACACCGAGGGCAGCUGGAGCACAGAGAGAGGACCCACUUCCAAAUGUGAGGCGGAUGGGAGCCAACAAUGCAUCCCAAGAGGCCAUGAGGGUGAGGGAGGUGUUCAUGGCCCACUUUUGUGAAGGGGGAGCAGUGCCAUGGCAGCCGGCAUAG